Messenger RNA from Spodoptera littoralis (African cotton leafworm), 112 nucleotides. The record is from the annotation of a GenBank genome assembly. Lineage: Eukaryota; Metazoa; Arthropoda; Insecta; Lepidoptera; Noctuidae.
GUUUUUUCUACCAUUAUUUGGACACCACUGACAAACUGUCAAGGAAAUCAUAAUGAGGAAAUUUAAGCUUAUAAUUUCUAAUUAUAAGUUUGAAAUCACCAACCCGCAUUAA